AUGCAUGUAUUCACUCUCUCAUUAUUGCUUGCCGCGUCAGCAUCCUUUGGCGCGACACAAGAUGCAACAAUCACUGCCCCAGCAUCCCUCAUCAUGCGACGAAGCAGCGCGGGCUGUGAAGACCCAACGGUCGUCGACCACUGCGUAACCGCAAUGAAGGCGUACCUCGCCAAAUGCUCCGAUAGCGACUGGGACUGCAAGUGCUCAGGCGCUGCAAACAUCGCCAACUGCUACGUAAACUGCGAAGGAAACUCCGACGCCACAUCCGCCCGCUCGCUCAGUGCCGGAAACUGCGCAACGGCAAACGCAUACGACAAGGGCGUCACUGACGUCCCGCCGGUCCAGGUCACUCCCAGCAACAAUGCUGCGGAGCUGGCCGCUUCUACGGGCGUCCCGAAGGGCUCAUCGCCUGGAGAGCAACUGGCAUCGGGGGUGAACCCGACACACGCAACCACGACGGCGGAUGCUAAGGAGUCGGCGAAACCGUCCAAGGGUGCGGCUGGGAAGGUUACGGUCGGUGGCAGUUGGUUGGCGGCGAUUGGUCUGGGAUUGGGAACUUUGGUCUAG
This is a messenger RNA of Penicillium chermesinum, 567 nucleotides long. RefSeq names its product GPI anchored serine-threonine rich protein. The transcript is spliced from 3 exons. The record is from RefSeq and is a predicted model, not a curated record. Lineage: Eukaryota; Fungi; Ascomycota; Eurotiomycetes; Eurotiales; Aspergillaceae. The coding region runs from base 1 to 567 and encodes 188 amino acids.